Cajanus cajan (pigeon pea) is the source of this 1977-nucleotide messenger RNA. RefSeq lists its product as uncharacterized. The record is from RefSeq and is a predicted model, not a curated record. Lineage: Eukaryota; Viridiplantae; Streptophyta; Magnoliopsida; Fabales; Fabaceae.
AGGUAGAAAACGAAGAAAAUGUGGGAAGAGACCACGUUCAAAGUCUGAAGCAAACGAAGAGCGCGUGUUUGUGAAAUAUAUAUAUAUAUAAAGGAGAGACCUCUCGCCCUUUGUGAACUUUCCAAUUACCAUAACACCUUGUAUGUUGUUUCAGCGUAGGAGAAAUUUAAUGUUUUUUUUAAUGUAAUUAGGGGGGUCUGUGUCAGCAUCAAGGGUUGGAACGGUUUUUGAUUUUAACCCUGCAAAGAGCCUUCCUUUGCGGUUUCUCCUUUUGAGAAGGCUCUUGCGGGUUUUAUUGAGAAAAAAAGGGGUUGUUUUUAUUGUUGGAUUUGCAAGGAGGAGGAAAAUGAUGCGGUUAUGGAUUUCUUAUCUGCAAUUGGUGGAGCUGUUUGUGAGUUCGUUGGUUCAUUUGCUUUAUGGGUUUUACAUAUUUAGCUCUGCUGUGGCGGGGGAUCUGUCGCAGGCUGUCAGUGAAUAUUUUCACAAGUCCAACGUGAAUGUUGAGGUGAAAGAGGGAGUAUCAGAGAGAGGAGCAAAUGAUGAUGAUCUUCCUCCUAUUGUGUUGGUUCAUGGGAUAUUUGGAUUUGGCCAAGGGAGAUUAGGGGCUUUGUCGUACUUUGGUGGGGCAGAGAAGAUGGAUGAAAGGGUUCUUGUUCCUGAUUUGGGGUCUCUAACCAGUAUCUAUGAUAGGGCUCGAGAAUUGUUCUAUUAUUUAAAAGGUGGGCAAGUUGAUUACGGUGAAGAGCACAGCACGGCUUGCGGACACUCGCAGUUUGGACGAAUGUACGAACGAGGACAUUACCCUGAGUGGGACGAGGAUCACCCUAUUCAUUUUGUUGGGCACUCAGCAGGGGCACAAGUUGUUCGUGUCUUGCAACAAAUGCUUGCUGAUAAGUCAUUCAAGGGGCAUGACACUUCAGAGAACUGGGUAUUAAGCAUCACAUCCUUAUCUGGAGCAUUUAAUGGGACUACAAGAACCUACACAGAUGGCAUGCAGCCAGAAGAUGGGAGAACAUUGAAACCUAUUUGCCUGUUACAACUUUGCCGCAUUGGAGUUAUAAUAUAUGAUUGGUUCGACAUUCCCUGGCUGAAGAAUUACUACAAUUUUGGGUUUGAUCACUUUAACAUGUCAUGGAAAAAGAUGGGCAUAUGGGGUCUUGUUGACUGUCUAUUGGGGAAUGCAGGUCCAUUUGCUUCAGGAGAUUGGAUCCUCCCUGAUCUUACAAUUCAAGGGUCUAUAAAACUCAAUUACAAUCUACACACCUUUCCAAACACAUACUACUUCAGCUAUGCCACCAAGCGCACAACAAAGAUCAUGGGUGUUACAGUUCCUUCAAGCAUACUUGGAAUUCACCCGCUGCUUUUCAUAAGAGUUUUGCAGAUGAGCCAGUGGCGUUUUCCUCCAGAUGUUUCUCCCCCUUAUAAGGGAUACAAGGAUGAGGACUGGCUAGAUAAUGAUGGAGCCCUAAACACAAUAUCCAUGACUUAUCCUCUCCUCCCAAUUGAGCACCCCAACUGUUUGGUUGAAAAGGAAUCAGAUUGCCAACCCUUACAACCUGGCAUCUGGUACUACAAAUUUGUGGAGGGUGAUCAUAUACUAUUCAUUAUAAAUCGGGAGAGAGCCGGAGUGCAGUUUGACUUGAUCUAUGACAGUAUUUUCCAACGCUGUAGGAAACAUGCUUUUAGGAAGAAGCCUCCAACAAUGCCUAAUGAAAUCCAUCACUAGCUCACAAUUCUUUAUUCCCAUUCAAUUCAAAGAGAUAUAUGAAAAGAAACAGGCUAUUCAUUUCCUAUAAUGUCCUUUCAUCUUUGUAAAUGUAAAUAUUAAGCCAACGUUUCCCAUUUUUAUACUACCAUUUUCUGUAAUUUGUAGGAUUGUGAGAGAUAUCAGAGGCUAUAGUCAAUAGUUUCCACAAUCACUAUAGUGUACACAAUUAUUAUCUCAAUAUUAAAUAUCAUGAAUUGUUGAGUUCUCUA